Danio rerio (zebrafish) is the source of this 2492-nucleotide messenger RNA. RefSeq names its product protein phosphatase 4, regulatory subunit 2b (gene ppp4r2b). Gene Ontology annotation, cellular component: protein phosphatase 4 complex. Gene Ontology annotation, molecular function: protein phosphatase regulator activity. The record is from RefSeq and is marked validated. Lineage: Eukaryota; Metazoa; Chordata; Actinopteri; Cypriniformes; Danionidae.
GAAAUGUUUCCCAUCUCCUCUUCUUCACUGAGCUCAACAGCAGCCAUCAGCUCUCGCUUUCCAACAGGAGACAGGGAAAACAACACAGACAUGGAGAUAGACACUCUUCUGGAGGCUCUCAAAGAUUUUGACAAGAAGGUGAAGAAGGAAGCGUCUACAGUUUUGGACCAGUUUUUGUGCCAUAUUGCAAAGACUGGGGAAACCCUGGUGUCCUGGUCUCAAUUUAAAACCUACUUCGUAUUUAAACUGGAAAAAGUAAUGGAGGAUUUCCAUGCAUCGGCUCCAGAGCAACGAGGGCCUGCCAACCCUAACGUGGAGUCAAUUCCCUUUGAAGAAAUGAAGGAGCGAAUCCUAAAGAUUGUCAAUGAAUACAAUGGGAUCCCAUUUACUAUCCAGCGCUUGUGCGAGCUGCUUACUGAACCUAAGAGGAACUACACAGGAACUGAGAAGUUUCUCAGAGGAGUAGAGAAGAAUGUGAUGGUGGUCAGUUGUAUUUAUCCAACAUCUGAGAAAAAUGGCUGCAGUGGUGUCAACAGAAUGAAUGGAGUCAUGUUGUCUGGAAACACAUCUGCAUUUACAGAGAGGAAAGUGAACGGUCCAGGAACACCCAGACCAUUAAACAGACAGAAACACUCCAUGUCCAGUUCGCUGGCCACAAAUGGCCUUCCGGACAGUACUGAAAACAAAGACACAAACACACCCCAGGGACACAGCAAAACGACCAGUGAUGCAUCUGCGUCAGGCAUUGGUGGACCACUUGGCAGCUCUGUAAAAAACAAACACUUGGAUGACGAGGAAGAUGAGGGAAUGGAGGAGGAGGAACACGAAGUUAAAAGACUCAAAUUCAGCCAGGAUGGCAACGAAGAUGAGGAGGACGAAGAUGAUGUGGACGAGCAGGUUGUGGAGACCCCCAGAUCCACACUGAGCAAAAGCCCCUCAGAUAAGUCAGAGGACCCUGAAUCACCGUCAUCCAUGUUGCAGGAAGGGAGUGAAGAAGAAGAGGAGGAAAGUAAACAUGAAGGCUCGGCUGAAAACUCUGAAGACCAAGAGCCUUCCAGCACACAACCCGAGUGUCCUGUGGCAGAUUCCAGAGAGACGUUUACAGAGAGAGAGGUUCCCUGUGGUUCAGAUGACUCUUCAGAAGAGCCCAGCGAUAUGGACCAAUCAGAGCAGAGAGCACCAGCAGGCGUGGCCUCGAGCCCUGAGCUGAGAGAAGGAGAGGAGCCAAGUGAGGUCAGCAGCAGUAGCACUGACGACAAUGCCUCUGGACCCACAUCCAGCAGCAGUAGCAUAGACUCUCCAACAGAGGGCGACACUGGGUCAGGGGCACUGGACUUGGAGAGCGCAGAGGAGCCCAUGGAGCAAGACUAAGAGCCUGCACACUCCUACCCCAAACAACAAUGUGCUUUUGUGGAGAUUAAGACGACACACACACUCAAGUGGCCUUCCACAAAGGUCAUCCCAAGCAACACCCAACCUACCGCCAUGCGCCUUUCUGGUCGAGAGUCCACCUAACUUCUCCAAACUUCCCAAACGGACACUUUAUGCAGAUGUACAUAUGAUUUUAUUGCUGAAGUGAAGGUUUUAAGCUGUCUAAAUUUCUUUCCUUAAUUUGACGUCAUGGGGUUUUUGCCAAUCUGUUUCAUCAUAGGGACUCAAGUUUUUUAGGUGUCUUACUGUCAUCAGCUAAUUGCAUAAAUAUCCAUGGUUAAAUACAAGUUUGUAAGAAGUCUCUUCCCCCUGCAAACCUUUAGUUUUAUUUAACCUGGACUUUUUCUUUUAAUAUUUUAGUCUUGGUUCAAAAGGUCUAAUCUAUCCAGUCUUGUUCUAAAACGAGGACGUGUCUCCUUUGUGUAUUAAUAUUUUAGGCACACAGUGUCAAGCAUCAGGCCAGUGGAGUUUACCGCCUGAAGACGCAUAAACUGGCCACUGUUCAAGUUACGUUCCAAGCAAAUACAAGCCAUAGCAAUCUUUUGUUCUGUGAAAUGAUUCGAGCCUAGCGUAACACUUCUUUCCUUCUGCUCGUUUGUGUGUAACUGACGGGAUGUAAACUUUCUUCGCUUUAGUGUAAUCAUGCGGUCUUUCCGCUGCAUUGAAAGUGAGUGGUUUAUGUCAGGUACAUUUACCUCUUGUUCAGACUGAUUUGAUGAUUCGCAUUAAUUUAUAACAGCAUUUCAAUCUCCUAUUUUAUGAGAAGUUGUUUUCGUUGUUCCGGCGGGUGGUUAUUGACCGCUCCGACUAGCUCAGUGUCAUUCCUGACAGUCCUACCCCGAGUUGUCCCACCGAGAACAGCUGGCUGCAUGUUUUGCAGCCGUGCGUUUUUUGAUAUUUAGAAUUUUUAAAUUUCUGUAAACUAGUGUUUUGUAGAGCGUUGUGUUCACUGCCUUUUGUGCAUCCAUAUAUAAUUGUAUGAUUUUUUUUUGUGUAUUUACUGAAUGCGUGUGGUUUCAAUACAGUAUUCAGAUGAAGCAAUAAAUGUUAUUGUUUUAAUG